This is a messenger RNA of Bursaphelenchus okinawaensis, 2702 nucleotides long. The record is from the annotation of a GenBank genome assembly. Lineage: Eukaryota; Metazoa; Nematoda; Chromadorea; Rhabditida; Aphelenchoididae.
AUGCGUAACAACUGGUCUAUUUUUUUGAGUUGCUGCAUUAUUGUCAUUUUUCUUUAUAAUGUAAGUAUUUUGUUAUAACACUGUUUUAAAACUGUAGAUUAGUAGGUGGGAAAGAAAGGAAGGGCGGAUUUUGACAACCGCGAUGGGAAGUGGCUUGAACAUUUGGUACAGCUAAAGAAUGCACCAUAUAUCACUGAUUCCAUUGAUUAAAAAAUGGCGAGUUUAGCUUUGCGAAUCUGUAGCUUGACGAUGGGAUUCUGAAGUCAACCGUGAAAGAAAAAACUUAAAAACGACGCGAAUGCAUGCCAAAGACCUCAUAGUUUGCUACACUACUGUGCAGAAUCAUCUGAAUCACCAAACAGCAGGAAUUAUCGUUUGGUAAAAUCCGCCAUUCUUUUCUUUUCAACCUAAUAUGUUUUCAAACUUCGUGUAUUGGCUAUUAGUAAUACAGUGGAACUCCUGUAUAACGAAUUGCUCGGCGACUUGAAAUUUGUUCGUUAUAAAGGAGUUUCGUUAUACAGAAGUUUUAAAUGCACUUUAUAGUGGUCGACGGGGAUUAAAAAGUUGUUCGUUAUACGGGAUUUUCGUUAUAGAAGAACUAUUUCGUCCACUGUAGUGAAAACGCAGAUAAACUAAAAAUAUUUUUUAGAAAAUUAAAACAACUGAGCCUAAAACAGAUGAUAAGCCAGAUUUAGACCCUCUGAAUCUUUUUGUUGGUUCUGCUCACAUCGUCGAUUUUGAAGUGUAAGUUUGAUAAAAAAGAGAAAAGUCGAGAACAAGAUAUACAUAAUGUUAAACAGUCAUCUCUCUAUACAGUGCACCAUCUGUAUAAACAACUUUCCUUACAGUAAACAUGAACUUUGGCCACUUUACACUAAAAAUCACUCUGUAAAGAAGACACCCCUAAAGUACACACAAACUGCCUAUUCUUGCGGGUUGCUUAUAUUGAUAGAGCACUGUAGUUCUAUUCUUCAAUUUUAAAACAUACGUAUAUUAACAUCUUUUAGCAACAACACAAAUACUAUAAUACUGAACUCAAUGGCAGAGGAUACAAAUACCGGUAUCGAACGAACACAAACUACCAUACCUUUAUAUUGUUUGAGUGACAAAAACGAAAAAGUAAAACCCCACUUUUAUCUUACCGAUGGAGGGCAGGGCUGUUCUUGGAAGAACUAUUUCGUCGAGUGCCAAUUCCAAAAGGUUGUAAAUAGCUUAAAGCUGGUUGAUAAUGAUGGAUAUGGACCUGAAAUACCAUUGAGAAGACCAAUUGAAAGAAAAAUACCAUUGGUUGCUUGCCUGUCUAGGUCAUUUUACUUUGACAACUGGCAAGUACUGUUUACAGCUCUAGAGAUGUACAAUGUCAUGGGCGUUUCGGAGUUUAGUAUGAACAUUAUGAGUAUCAAUGACAACAUCUACAAAGUGCUUCAGUUAUAUCAGCAAGCGUUAAACUUGACUAUCAAUCCUGGGAUAGUUAUGCCUAUGAUUGUAAGUCUUACUUAAUGCUUAUUGUAGUAUUAUAUGUUUUGCUUAAGAAAUUACUUAGAAAGUUAAUUUAAGAACGGCAAAGACCCAAACAAGAACAGUGACGUCAUGAAUCAAAUAAUGAAUAACAAUGAAUGUCUAUUUGACUACCGUGAAGCUGCUGAAUUUCUAUUUUUCGUUGACAUUGAUGACCUAAUUGUAUCAGAUAAUGGGAACUUGCUUGAUAAAGCUAGGGAGUUACGGAUUAGGUAUCCCUAUGCUGCUGGCUACGAGUUUUUCUGGAAGACGUCUGAGUAUAUACACUGUAAGUUUUUUGCCGUUGCCUUGCCGUUGCCUUGUCGUUAAUUUUUAAAAAUAUUUAAGUUUCACGUAACAUUUAUUUUAGUUCCCUCACCGCCUCUUUUCUCAAUAAAAAACAUGUUCGAUGGGCUAGUGGUGUUAGCACCGCAUCACUCUGGUAAAUCGAUUGUAGUUCCCAAGAGAAUCGACCGUUCUAAAUUACACUAUGUUCGUGCUAUGAAAUUUAAAGAAAAACCGGUGAAAUCCAUCAUUCUUCCGAUGACUGAGGGCUUUACUGUUCACUUUCGCUAUGAAAAGAAUAUUCAAAGUACUAUUACUAAACUGAAUCCAGGCUCGGCUGCGGACUCUAAAGGAGCUUUACAUUACCUUAGAAAUACUACAGUUAAGCUGCUACAAAACAUAAAGGCAGCACGCUAUGAUAAUGUAGAAAGUCAACAUUCAGUAUCAACUUCAUCGAUCCAAGCAGCUCACAACAACUUUCAAAACCGACUAAAUGAUGCUUCUUUUUAUAGUCUAGUCCAGCAGUUACCGUCAGAACUCUAUUUUGUCGAGCAGUUCAAGAGCUGCUUGAAAAAGGUACCACCAUCAACAAUUGAAAAGCCAACCUGUGCCAGCAUGAAGUACUGUGAUAUCAAAGUCAAUGACAAAGUUAAAUGUACACAAGUAAAAAUUAAAUACAGUGGCUACGCUUAUCGUCACAUUAAUGUGUUUCUAGCUACAGAAAGUGAACUUGUUCAGAACAUGGAUUGCAAUUUGAAAGUACCUUAUGUUGACUACGUUUCUAGAGUAGCAACGGUGUUAAAAAAGCAUGUACUUUUAAAUAUUUUGUAUAUUACGUUGUGGGCUUCUGUUUUGACAGUUAUUUUUACAUUUUCUCGGUUUAUUUUAAAAAAUUUGCAUAUGAAUUUUAGAUGCAAUAA